Penicillium paradoxum is the source of this 2979-nucleotide messenger RNA. RefSeq names its product MCM DNA helicase complex subunit MCM4. Gene Ontology annotation, cellular component: nucleus; MCM complex. The record is from RefSeq and is a predicted model, not a curated record. Bases 1 to 2979 code for a protein of 992 amino acids. The transcript is spliced from 3 exons. Gene Ontology annotation, biological process: double-strand break repair via break-induced replication; DNA replication; DNA strand elongation involved in DNA replication. Gene Ontology annotation, molecular function: single-stranded DNA binding; ATP binding; single-stranded DNA helicase activity. Lineage: Eukaryota; Fungi; Ascomycota; Eurotiomycetes; Eurotiales; Aspergillaceae.
AUGUCGUCACCAUCACAAAGACGGAGGGGUCGCUCCGCCCAAAAAUCAACUGCAUCGCCCAGUUCAUCGUCCCGACAGGAGAUGCCCAGUAGCCCAAAUUUUCAGACCACCCCUCGUGCCACGAGACGUCAAGUGGCCGAAGCUGCAUCGUCCCCUAUCUUCUACCAAUCAUCUCCGAUCAAGGGGAAUAACAAUGCCGACACUCCUGAUGAACGUAUGGCCGAUGCCAGUUCAACGGUAGAUGAUGGGGAGAGAACCCCUCGAGGAAACACAGGCGUGAGAGACUCUUCGCCUAUCCAGUACAUCGCAAGUUCUAGCCCAAACCGAGGCCACGCUCGCUCGGAUAUUCGCUCUGAUGCACUGAGUGCCAGUAGUGGAUUAUUUGUGUCGCCAGGAGGCCAGGGACGUCGGGCCGCUUCUCGCCGCAAUGAUUUGCACUCUAGUGUCUUUGGAUCGACUCCUAAUCGCCGCAGCCGCAUGUUCGUCGAUGCCAAUGGAAUGCCCACUGGUGAUGCGCUGCCUCGUUCCGAUGCCACUUUUUCGAACAUCAACCCCGGCACCUCUGAGGCCGAGGCCAUGGCUGGUAACUCCACUCGUGUGAUCUGGGGAACCAACAUCUCGAUCCCAGAUUCAAUGUCGGCAUUCAAAAAUUUCUUGUAUAAUUUCGCCCCGAAAUAUCGCCUGUGGGCCGAUGGCGUUAAAGAUGAUGAAGUCAGACUUAUGGGAGAAUCGGCAGAGAAACAUGAGUGUAUCGCCAUGUGUAAAAACAUGUUACGGCUCGGUGUGGGCAUUUUCAACCUCGAUGCUGGAAAUCUAAAGGCGUACCCAUUGACUCGUAAGCUGUGGCACCAACUUCACGCAUAUCCCCAAGAAAUUGUCCCUCUCAUGGACCAAGCCUUGAAGGAAGUGAUGGUGGAGGUGGCUCUCAAAGAAAUGGAUAUUCUUCGGUCAGAGAGCCAGCGUGCUGCUCAGCCUCGUGAUCGACGUGGUCCUAUUCUCACCUCGGACGCUGCAAUUCCGACUUUCGAUGGACCAGAUUUAAUGGCCGAAGCAGAGGCCAUGACCUUCAAGGUGCUUCCCUUCGGUCUGGAUAAGACUGUGAACAUGCGUGAUCUCGACCCAGCCGACAUGGACACGUUGGUCUCCAUCAAGGGUCUGGUCAUUCGUGCUACCCCCAUCAUCCCUGAUAUGAAAGAGGGAUUUUUCCGGUGCAGCACUUGCAGCUAUGGAGUGCAAGUUGACAUUGACCGCGGCAGGAUUACCGAGCCAACUAUUUGCCCCCGAGACUCCUGCAAAGAGAAGAACUCGAUGCAACUCAUCCACAACCGUUGUGUCUUCACUGACAAGCAAGUCAUUAAGCUCCAAGAAACCCCUGACAACAUUCCGGAUGGUCAAACUCCCCACUCGGUGUCUCUUUGUGUCUAUGAUGAGCAGGUUGAUGUCUGCAAAGCCGGUGAUCGGGUGGAGGUAACUGGUAUCUUCCGGUCCAAUCCCAUGCGUGUUAGUGCGCGUCAGCGGUCUCAGAAGUCGCUCUUCAAGACAUAUAUCGAUGUCCUUCACGUGCAGAAAGUUGACCGUAAGAAGAUGGGCAUUGAUAUGUCCACUGUUGAGGAAGAAAUGUCCGAGCAGGCAGCCGAGGCAGAUCAGUCGCGCAAAGUCUCGGCCGAAGAGGAAGAAAAGAUCAAGCAGACUGCUUCUCGCGCCGAUAUCUACGACCUGCUGUCUCGCUCUUUGGCUCCUAGCAUUUACGAGAUGGACGACGUGAAGAAGGGUAUCUUACUCCAAAUGUUUGGAGGUACUAACAAGACCUUCCAAAAGGGCGGUAAUCCGCGUUACCGCGGUGACAUCAACGUUCUUCUGUGCGGCGAUCCCUCGACCUCCAAGUCCCAAUUACUACGAUAUGUGCACAAGAUCGCCCCACGCGGUGUUUAUACUAGUGGUAAAGGCUCCUCCGCCGUUGGUUUGACUGCAUACGUGACUCGUGAUCCGGAAACUCGCCAAAUGGUUCUGGAAUCUGGUGCUUUGGUUCUGUCCGAUGGAGGUGUCUGCUGUAUUGAUGAGUUCGACAAGAUGAACGAUUCCACACGGUCCGUCCUUCACGAAGUCAUGGAACAGCAAACUGUCUCUAUCGCCAAGGCGGGUAUCAUCACUACUCUGAAUGCCCGAACAUCCAUCUUGGCCUCUGCCAACCCCAUUGGCAGCAGGUACAACCCUAGGCUCGCUGUUCCUCAGAACAUUGACUUGCCACCAACUCUCCUCUCUCGUUUCGAUCUAGUGUACCUAGUCUUGGACCGUGUCGAUGAGACAGAAGAUCGUCGCCUGGCCAAGCACUUGGUCGGCAUGUAUCUGGAGGAUAAUCCCGAGAAUGCCAGCUCGCAGGAGAUUUUGCCGAUCGAAUUCCUCACGGCCUAUAUCACAUAUGCUAAAACCAAUUGUCACCCCGUGAUCACACCAGCUGCCGGUGCUGCACUCACCGAGGCCUACGUGGCUAUGCGCCAAUUAGGUGAUGACAUCCGCGCCCAAGAGCGCCGUAUCACCGCCACCACCCGACAACUGGAAUCAAUGAUUCGUCUUUCCGAAGCCCACGCCCGUAUGCGUCUGUCCCCCGAGGUCACCGCGGGCGAUGUCGAGGAGGCCGUCCGUCUCAUCCGGUCCGCCAUUAAGCAGGCUGCCACCGAUGCACGCACCGGUCUCAUCGACAUGGGUCUUUUAACCGAAGGCAGCAGCGCCACUGACCGUCGUCUGCGCGAGGACUUGAAGAAAGCGGUGCUGUCCCGCCUUGAUGAACGCGGUGGUGUGAGUGGUGGUGCGGUCCGCUGGUCUGACCUAUACCGCGACGUGAGCGAGCAGAGCGACAACAAAAUCGACCACCACCAGUUCGGUGAUGUGGUGCGCUCGCUAGAGACGGAGGGCUCUGUGAAUGUCUUUGGUGAAGGUGCUCGUCGCAGUAUCCGCCGGGCGGCCAUGAGCAUGUCCUAG